Molecule: messenger RNA, 8865 nt
Organism: Morone saxatilis (striped sea-bass)
Lineage: Eukaryota; Metazoa; Chordata; Actinopteri; Moronidae
Product: flocculation protein FLO11-like
Exons: 5
Coding region: 345-4973 (1542 amino acids)
Source: RefSeq, a predicted model, not a curated record
GUCAGGGUCAAACCUGUCGGGCGGUUCCCUCUCCCGGGGUGUCACUCUCUCGCUCUCUCUGCGGCCGGUAAAGCCUUUCAUUCGGUAACGGGGAUGAUGACAAUGGCUGAGUGUUAGCGCACUAUGGCCGCUCAAAGGAAUUACAAGGCCGAUCCAAGAAGGGGACUACGUGAAGUAAUGUGUAACAAGUCCGGAGCCAAACUGCUCAGCUGUUUAAACCACAAAGGAGGAAUUAAAGCGCGCUUCAGCGGCUGUCUUUACUCAAAGUGUGGAGAAGUUUAGCAACUGUCUCGUGAAACUUUUCUUUUUUUAAAGUUUCCUGUGAGGGGUCUCGCGCUCCGGACAUGGCUCUGUCCCAGUUACAGUGUCUGGACGACAACCACGUGAACCCGCGGACGCACGAGUCCAAACCGGAGUUCCUGUACUGCGAAGACCAGCGGCUCGCGCUGGAGGCUCUCCUCCAGGAUGGUCGCGAGGCGUUUUUUAAGUACUUGGAGACUCGCGGCCUGCGGGGUUUCCUGUCGGACCCGGAGCUGGAAACUCUCACCGGCGCCGUGGAGCCCUAUGACCCGGGAACGGAGCUGUACCCGGAGAAUGCCGAGGUCGACGAGCCCCCGCUGUCCCUUCACUACUGGCCCGAGCUGUCGGACACGUCCAUACCGCACAUGGACCUGGGCUGGCCGGACGGCGACUCUUACCGGGGGGUGACCCGCACUACCAUGUACUCGCAGCCCCCGCUGGAGGGUCAGACGCACAUCAAAGAGAUUGUCCGAAAAAUGAUUGCGCAGGCGCAAAGGGUAAUAGCAGUGGUGAUGGAUGUCUUCACCGAUGUCGACAUCUUCAGAGAUUUGCUAGAUGCUGGUUUCAAGAGGAGGGUUUCUGUCUACAUCCUGUUGGAACAUACAUCGCUACCUCAUUUCCUGUCCAUGUGUCAGAGGGCCAACAUGCACGCAGGACACCUCAAGCACCUUCGUGUACGCUGCAUAGAAGGAGUAGAGUUUCACACCCGUUCCUCCACCAAGGUCAGAGGGCGAAUGGGACACAGAUUCAUGUUCAUUGAUGGAGACAAAGCUGUGUCUGGGUCUUACAGUUUCACUUGGACGUCAUCGCGGCUGGAGAGAAAUCUCAUCACCGUGGUUACAGGCCAAGCAGUGGAUGGCUUUGACAGACUGUUUCGCAUCCUCUACGGGACCUCCAGCUCGGUUGACCUCCGGCAGGUCGCCACGGAACCUGAACCUGAACCGGAGCCCCUCCCACAAGCUGCCGCAGUGGCCCCUCCUUCUGCUGCUAUUGCUAGGAAACUGUACAGUCCCAAAUACGCCCUGGCUUUAGGCAACCCCAGCCCCAGCCCCGCCCCUUCUGCUGAAAACAGCAAUUCCAACAAGACCAAAAGUCAAGAGAACUGCAAGACUCCAGAGGGCCCAGAUACCAAGAAGGGGAGGCGGAGGAGGGCUAGUAAAGAAGCCAUACAGGAGGCUCCUCCCAUCCACCCCGGACUCGUCGAUCUAGAGAAAGCAUGCUUGAUGUCAUACCUGCCCACCUGGCCCGAGCCGGACCCCUCCAGUGAUGUUAUUGGGUUCAUUAACAUUCGGGAUUCCAACAAACCAAAUCAGGUCCAUCUACAGAGAUCUGAGAUGUUUGGAACCAGCCAAGCGAUCAAGUUUAGCAGUCCAUUCAAUAGGCCUAAGGAAACCCUGCCAGAGGUGGCCAAGCCCAGACAGCUGAUGCAGAUGAGUAAACUCAAACCAGCACAAGAUAAAACCAAGGCUGAAGAGUCGGUGGUAGACAGAGCUCAGUCGACACAACUCAAUGCACAGCCUGGUGAGAGCAAAAGUAACGCAGAGGCACCUGAGCAGAAUUCACCUGCACCAGAGUGUGAAUCUGAAAAAGACAUUACGAAGACUCUUAACACCGAGGAUAAAUUACAAUCAAAUACACCCUCCAACCAAGAGACAAGCCACAACACCACACCUCACCUCAAUGCGCACGCACCUCCCAGAUCCAGUAGCAAAGUCCAAACUCCUAACACAAGCACCCCUUCACACAGCACCCAAGGUGUCACCGCAAACAAUCCGAAGCCCGACUCCCUCCCUGGAUCAAAAGCUAAAGAAGCAGAAACUAGUUUGAGUGCACAAACCUUGGACCCGCGUGGUCCCACUGACUCAAACACAGGAGGACACACGCAAACAAAGACAGUGCUGCCACAUACGGAUUCACACACACAGGCUGUUCACACACAGCCACAAAACUCUUCGGAAAUGACCCCUAACGUCCAGACUCCCACCGCCAAUAGACAUGGGUCACCCUCCUCUACCUCCGCCAUGAGCUCUCAGCCCGCCAGUUCCACCUCCCUUUCUGAAAAUCACCACGUCUCCAUUACUACAAGCACACCUACCAGUGCCAGUGCUCCUUUGUCCUCCAUCAGCCCUUCUUCUUCCCUUCCUCCUGUUACCUCUUCUUCUACAACUCCCAAUCCUGCCCUCCCUUCUUCCUCCAAAUCCUCAUCCUUGACCUCAGCUCCUCCCGUCCCAAAACCUCGUACUAUCCAGCUGGUUAUCAAAGACGGCGUCACCAGCGAUGGCCAGAAGCUGCCUGAGUUCAGUGUCGCCAGGAGGCCUGAGACCAGCACAGACGCGCUGGUGGUCCCUAGCGAGCCCGCUGUAGCAACCGUGGCCCAGACAUCGCCGGAAAAAGAGCCAGAACUGCAGAACAACAGUGGGAGCAAAACAGGAGCACAAAAAGAUGCAGAGAACACAGGGAAUAUUGGAGAAGCUCCACAGCAAAAACAGAGUGGGACUUCCCAAGAGACGAAGAAUGAGGAAGCAGUCGGACUACAUGAUGACAAGGCAGGAAUGCAGCUGGUCACUGGAACCAACCUAGAAGCCCAGUCGGAUGUUUUGAUUACCGAUGCAUCAAAGGCAGAGAGUGUGAAUAUUCAAGAAAUAAUUCAGAAAGAUGUUGAGCCCAAGACGUUGACAUCGUUAGACUGCAAAUUAACCCCACAGAUAGACUGUGUAGCCGCAGCACAGGCAGGGACCAAGGGCCCAGAAAGAGCCCCGACAGGCUGCAAGUUUCCCGAAGUGCCAAAUGAAAACAGGAAGAAUGUCACACAAGGCAGAAUGUACCGCGCAACCCCACAUGAACUCCAGAGAAUAUCAUAUUGUGAAUCCACUCCACAUGAUAUAGGUGCAGUAGACGCUGUGGAGUCUUUAAAAGCUCCAACACACACUGUUUCUGCCACACACAACCCACACAUGUCCAAAGACAGUGCUGGUGAUAGCACACACACAUCUGUUGUAGACACACUUGGCCAGCAAGGUAAUCCGAGUUUCACACCAGAACACUGCACAGACGCUAUGCCAGAUACUACAAAACAUAACACACACAGCACCCUUCAGGAGCUAAUCCCUAAAGCACGGGGAAACACGCACACACCUGAAAAACCCCUGCAUUUAGACCUGCGUUCGGCGACGCCUGAGAGGGAAUCGCGGUUUCUCGCAGCUCUCGCACGCACACCAACUCCAGACGGAUUUAUUCCACGCAUGCCCACCCCAGACUCACAAACGCACACACCGGAUCCACGGUCAUACACUCCAGACUUCCGGACACCCACGCCCGACGUUAGCGACGGGUAUGUCUCACCAAGAACGGACUCCGCUCUCUCCACAACCUCAGAGGAGUAUUACGAAUGCAGCGACUCUCCUCUCCACGAGCCCGUGUUUGACCGAGCAGCCUACCGCAACCAUGGGACGACAGAGGAUCAUGGUAGCUUCACACAUACAAAUACUCCUAAUGCGACAAGCGUGGCCACUAGUCCUGCAUACAUAAAUUAUAACACUGCUGCUACAUUAGGCACUACAGACCAGAAUACCUCUAGCAGUGAAACACAGAGUUUGUCUGGGCCUGCUAGCGACUCUUCUUCAUCUUCUUCACUUGAAAAGAAGCUGAAAAGGGGGGAGGAAGAAACCGUAAAUGAAGAAAAUGGGAGAGAAGCGGAUGAAAAAGGGAGGAAAGUGAGUGUGGGAGAGAGGAGGACAGAGGGAGAUUUGCGGGGGACACAAAGGAGAGCCAGCGAGGAAGCAAAAAGAACAGCAGACCAUUUUAACCAAAGUAAAGAUUCAACAGAGACAGUAGAAACGAGCAAGGAGGCCCAACCACAAGCCCCCAAGAGGAAGAGGGUGCUUAACCAAUCAGCAGCAGAGAGACUGGUCGACGGAGGAGUGACUCCAGGAGAGCUAACCAGUGAGGGAGCAGAGCCAAAGCGGUUGUCCACAGGGGACCUUAAACCAAAGACGGUUUCUUCUGAGGGAGAGAGACCAGCAUUAGGACCCAGCAGUGUGGAGAGGAGUGAUAGGCCCCAGUUAACCAAAGACACUGAGGGGCAGAAGCUUUUGCAGACUCCUCCCAGACCUCCACGAGACCAACCAUCCAGACCCCUUCGUUCUCCCUCAGCCAGCCAGCAUUUUGGGCCUCGUCCCUGGGUAAGCCAUCAGCUGAAGCAGGCAGAAAACAAGGCACUCAACAGUAGUUUCCAGGUGUUGGACAACGGCUCGUCUCCUCGCAGACCACCGGCUAGACCCCCUCCUCCAGCGGGAGCAGGUGCUGUUGGGUCCGCAGCUGGGCAGAAGCAGGCCGAAGUCUUGCACAGUCAGCGGAGCCUCCUCUCUCGACAGUCUCUUGCAGUGCAGGGCAGAGCCGGGCAGUCACCGAAUCAACAUUCUUACCCAAAACCCCAGGCCUCAUUUCUCCACACACACCCGAACAUACAGUCACAGCUCCAUCCUGACUCCCACAACCAGACGGUAUCAGCACAGGAGGCGUGCUGCCAGGAAGAAGGAAGGGCUCCUUUUAGCUUCACUUUUAGCAGGCUAUACAGCCUUAAGGGCCUGAAGGACAAGAUGAGUAAGCUGCCAGUACAGAGCAGGAGAGCCAGCACCAGCUCUCCGGUACACGGACGUAAGAGCACAGGCUAGUCUGGUACCGUUACUGUAGCACAUCAAGCCGAAGAAGAGGUUGAAAGUCCAAGAAAACAGCUUUAUAAAAUCGUGACCCAGUGUUUGUGCUGUGAAAGGAACGCCACAUUUCACAUGUCCUGCUAACAAGGCAAAUAUUUGGCUCUGCGCUACCAUUUCCUCCUAGGGUUACUUCUUGCUGACAGUUUUAGUGAAUGUCUGAACUUUGACCCAUGACUUGUGGCGUUGACCUGCUCCUGAUUCGUCUGAUGGAGGAAGCGCCCGCAGUUGUUUUCCACAUGGCAGUUUCAAUAUGAAACCACUUCUGUGCGUCAUGUUGCUCAUUACUGACCAAACAAAGUGUGAUAGGAGUGAAGUGUUUUUUUCUUUUUCUUCUGGCUUCUCAUUUCUAGACACCGUUCUUCUUCUCAACUACUUCCUAUUUACAUUUUUUUUAGUAGCACUGGGAAUUACCUCAGUUAUUACUUUGAUUUCAGAAAGAUUUAAAAUGUGGGACUUGCAGUAAUAUGGUAUCUGUGCUUCCAAUAUGCUGUAUGAGUGGGAUUCAUUCAUCAAAACGCACAUUAGUAGAGUUAAAUAGUUUAAAAUAGGUACUAUCACUACAUGUUUGUGUCAGUCUGUACUGUACUGUGUUUUGUGUGAUCACAGAUGGCUCUACCAACAUGGUGUCACAGAGAUUUACUAUUCUCUGUCACCACUUUAAAUUCUGUGAGCGGACAAAUGAGUAAAUGUUCAAACGGCUGACCUCGUGACAGGUGAACAUAAAUUAAAUAGUUUAUAUUGUGUUUAUAUGAGUUGCGUGGGAGCAUUUGUCACACGUUUGUAUUAUAAUAGGACAGGUUUUUCCUCUUCUGUGCGUUCAAAAAGUGCUUACGAUACGAGCCUGAAUGCUGAAACUGUUGAUGCGGAAUGUUAUAUUAUUGUUUGUUGAUGUCUCAGACCUUCAUUUUGGUUAUUUUGCAUUCUUCCGCUGUGUGCUGUACACAAGGUUAUUGAUUUAUCCUUUGUUUACACUAAAUCCCAUUUACAUCCAAAAUGCUUUUUUGCCUGGAAGACAAAGUCACACCGACUGUGCCCGAACAAAGCAUACGUUAUCUGCAGAGACGAGCACAAACACCGCACAGGACAGGCUUGUUACUCUGAAGAUAAAUACAGAUGUCCUGGGGAUUAUAACAGCAGUGUACAAGAUGUGUAAAAUGGUAAUGUGGAGGACAAAUAAACGUAUCAGUGACAUCAGUGACAUGGCUGAUGGAAAAAACAGAAAAAACAACUGUUUCGCAAAGCUACAAAUGAGAAAAGCUGUAAUCUUGUUAUGGAGACAGACGUGGAAUUUGUACACUUGCUAAAUGUUUGCCUGUGUUUUAACUACUAAACCAGCUUUAUUUGACUGCAGCGAUUCCCCAUAUCACUGUUUGGCUCUGUGAGUUCUUGCGUUUUGUUUGUUUUGGGGUUGGAAGGCAGGUAUUCACAUUUUCACCCAGAGAAAACUAGGAUUAAUAAAUGUUUUAAAACAAAAUAUAGAUUAUGAAUCAUGGAUGGCUACCCUUUGGAGCUGUGAAAGGUCGCUCCGCAUGCCAGCGGAGAUACUUACAACUUGACAUUGUCAAGUAAAAAAGAAAAUGUAAACAUCGGAUGUAUCUAACCGUUUCUUCUCGCUUCAGUUCCGUCAAAAAAGGGAGGUGAGGCACAGUCCCAUGCUGCCUCUGGGGAAGCUUCAGUCGUCUUUUACAGCAUAUUGCAGCUCUGCAGUUAGGUAGUUAGUACCUAUAAUGCAUGUCAGACAAUACAAUCAAGAUGAGCCCAAAGGAGAUUUUAUCAGAUGUUAUCCGAUAUUCAGCACGAAGCACAGAAGCUCCGAGUUGUGCGAGUUGCAUGAAAAUCUCCAGCUGAGGUGUGAGGAUUUAUAGUUUAUUCGCACAUUAAAAGAACUUGUAGCUUUGAUGUGUGAAUUAACGGUCUUGGCCUGUUGAAAGUUUGUUUCUGUGUUGUAAAAACUGAUCGCAUGCCAGCAGAGACAAGUGUUACAUCCAACGCCUGACUGACUCACCUGAAUUUGCAUGUUUAGGUAAGGAGAGGAAGAGAAAUGGAAAGAGAUAUCUCUUUAUUGCAGGGUAGGAUGGCAUGCAAACACACAUGCUGUACAUGCACACACACACACACUAAACUUCACACGCUACUAAUUAAUGCUGAUGUCAGUGUCCAGGGUGAAGGUCCUGCCUUAUCCAACCCAGCCACCUCCUUAAAUGGACUUUCUUGCUCUUUUACACUGUCAGCUGACACGGAUGUGUUACAUUGGCGUUACAUGACAGCCCACUGUGUCUCACACUUAAAGGGUAUCUUGUGCACCCGUACAGAGAUGUCGAGGGGCGUGACAAAACGUCAGUAUUUGACGCCCUGGGAAUGAGAACCUCUCUGAGUGAAAUAGGUAAGGAAGUUGUUGAGAAUAUGGUACAUGUUACAUCUCAUUUGUUCUGACAAAACCAAAACCUGUUUUUGUGUUAAAUGACAAGUUGCCGUUUUAUGGGAUGGCUUCAUGCUGGGCUAUUUCUUGGCUGGAAACUUCGUGGAAUUACUGCAUGUUGCCAGGCAAUAGCUCAGAGCCAAGAAAUACGCCAGCACAUAAUAACCCCAGACAAAUGAACAAAUUGUCCUUUUUUUUAGGUUUUUGUAUAGAUAAAAAAAAAAAAAUCUACCUUUAGACAGACCCAGGCUAGCUGUUUCCCCCUGCUUCCAGUCUUUGUGCUAAGCUAAGCUAACUGUCUGUUAUCACUUCAUAUUUGUCAUACAGACAUGAGAGUGGUAUCAAUCUUCUCCGGUAACUCUUGGUAAGAAAAUUAAUAUGUUUAUUUGUAUAUAUAGUUGUCUAGCUCCUAAGACAUUACACAUUAGACAUUAUAUAGUGACAAAUAGUGGAACAAAACAAAAUUCAUAUAGAAAUGAGAUGAAAUAUGCUUUGUGAAUAGUUUUCUGGGUCACACAUCCAGAUUUAGAAUGAGUCAGACACAGUCAAGCACACACACACAUCACACAAGGAGGAUGCAGAGCAGUGAUUGAGAUGCAGAAAGCAGAGAGAUGGAGAGCGAGAGAGAAACAAACUCCCUCCUUCUUAUCUGAAGUGACUGAGAGGAAAACGACGAGGAAACUGCGAAUAAAGCGAGAGACGGGGAGGUAUGGAGAGACAGAUAUACAUGGAGAUACAUGCAAUGUGCAAAAUAGUCUGUCGACUUCAAGCAUCCACAGUGCGGACAGGCUUAUUCACAAGUUUACAUUUCAACCUUUUUUUUUAUUUUAUUGUAUCCUGAAUGGAGCAGGUUCAUUUGGUGGAAAAGAGGUACUCCUAGUCCACAUUUCUCUUCCUAAUAGUUCCUGUUUGGAAUCACAAUGGCACUGUUUUUCAACCAUUCAUUUUACCUCCGCUUACUAUCUCGCCAUUGCAUAGCUCAUGACUAUACAUGGUUGAUAUUGAAGCAAAAUAUUACAGGAAACGCAAAACUUUUUUCUAUGUUACAUUUUAGCAAUCUCAGUUUUUUUUAGUUAAGUUAAUUUAUUUCAUUAAAAAUUAAGAGAUUACUCCACAUACCUCUAGAGGCAGCUCUCUUACUACCAGUGGUACACCUACCAUAGUUUGUUAACCAGUGUAUUAGUGCAUCGGACAAUACUUAUCUACCCUGUGUGUCUCUUGGUUCCUACUGAGGUUGUAUGGUACAUCUUUUAAAAUUUAUAACAAACAUAUAGUAAGAUUUUCCUUAAAGACUAAAGUAAUUUCCUAAAACAGCUGGACACUAGUUUUAAGCGAAAGCUUCUUUAGACAUAUAUAACAUUUGUUGGGGACUAUUUUUAUUCAUGGAUUAAUACACAUUUGUUGGUGUAGUGUAGCAGAAUGCCUGUGUAU